Miscanthus lutarioriparius is the source of this 1023-nucleotide messenger RNA. Lineage: Eukaryota; Viridiplantae; Streptophyta; Magnoliopsida; Poales; Poaceae. The record is from the annotation of a GenBank genome assembly.
AUGAUGGCACUUUUGCCCUGGGUUUCUUCUCCCCGUCCAACUCGACCCAAAAACACUACUGCUACGUUGGUAUAUGGUACAACAACAGCCGACAACGUCUUGUGGAUUGCCAAUCGUGCAACACCAGUCAGCGACCCUUCCUCUGCAACACUUGCCAUGACAAAUACAUCCAAUCUUAUUCUGUCCAGUAUUAAAGGUACGCUUUGGACGGCAAACAUCAGAUCUGCAUCGGAGACCACCGCUGGAGAAGCCAGGCUUGACAAUACUGGAAAUUUCAUCCUUCGGACAUCAGAGGGCGUCGUCUUAUGGCAAAGCUUCGAUUACCCGGCCGACACUCUUCUCCCUGGCAUGAUACUUAGGGUCACCCACAACAUACAUGCACUGCAACGGCUGGUUUCUUGGAAGGGUCCCCAAGACCCAACCCCGGGCAGCUUCUCCUACGGUGCAGAUCCUAAUGGUUCCUGCAAAGUUAGCCGUGAUGAUGGUGAGAUCUAUAUGUCCUUUGGCAUACCCGGUGGCUCCUCAUCGUCAACUGUCAUCAAGAUCAAAAUGGACUACUCAGGAAAGAUAGAAACCCUAACCUGGAAUAGCAACAUUUUGGAGUGGGAUGUCGUGGAGGCAGAGCCUAGCCAUGAAUGCAGUACAUAUGGAUAUUGUGGUCCGUUUGGGUACUGUGAGAACACAGAGCCUAAUGCGACAUGCAAGUGUGUCGACAGUUUUGAACCAAUAAGCAACAAAGGCACGAGCAAUGGAAAGUCCCCGGAAGGAUGCCGCCGCAAGGAGACACUAAGAUGUGGUGAAGAAAAUACUAGUUUCCUAACUUUGACGGCCAUGAAGAUUCCCGACAAGUUCGUGUAUGUCAAGAAUAGAAGCUUUGACGAAUGCACAGCGGAAUGCGCUAGCAACUGCUCCUGCACAGGUUACGCUUAUGCCAAUAUGAGCACCACGGCUAUCAACGGGGAUGACACAAGGUGCCUAUUAUGGAUGGGAGAUUUGAUUGACACAGAGAAGCGCAUUGGAUGA